AUGGAAUUAUUACCAGAAGGGAAAAGAAAUAAUGUUCAGGUCACUUUAGAAGAUCAAAAAAAGAUUAAUGAAUUUUCAAAAUUGAUAUUAAGAAAGGACUCUUUGGAAUUGGAAUUAUCGAAAGAAAAACAGGAAAAAGAAUAUUUGGAUGAUGUUUCAAUGGAACUGGAAUUGAUUGCUGAGGAUGAAAAAGUUCAAUAUAAAUUCGGUGAGGUUUUUGUGUAUUUAAAACAAAGUAAAGUGUUAGAACAGAUUGAAAAAGAUACUGAGGUAAUUGAUGAUAAAAUAAAUCUAUUAGAAAAUACUUUAAGUACUAUUGAUUCAAGACUUAAAGAUUUAAAGACUCAACUAUAUGCUAAAUUUGGUGAUAAUAUUAAUUUGGAACGUUAA
Arxiozyma heterogenica is the source of this 390-nucleotide messenger RNA. RefSeq names its product tubulin-binding prefolding complex subunit GIM3 (gene GIM3). Bases 1 to 390 code for a protein of 129 amino acids. Lineage: Eukaryota; Fungi; Ascomycota; Saccharomycetes; Saccharomycetales; Saccharomycetaceae. Gene Ontology annotation, biological process: protein folding. The transcript has a single exon. Gene Ontology annotation, cellular component: prefoldin complex; cytoplasm. The record is from RefSeq and is a predicted model, not a curated record.